AUCAAUACUUGUAUGGACUUUUUAUUUUGUCCGCAAAAAUGUCCGGUGAUAGUCUUGUUUUAGAAACCGGAAGUGUGUGUUUUACGGGAAGAAAAUAAGAAUAAUGCACAAUUCAUAUUUUGUACUCUGGAUAUGGCUUAAGAAUGGCAACGCAACUUCUAGCAAUUCCGUCACGUUUACACGUUCUGUCAGCUAAACUUAAACGUGAUCGUGAUAUACAGACACAGAUAAAUGACAUAGCAAGAAAAGCCAGAACGGCUGCGGAGUCGUUCAAAUCAGCGAUUUCUGAAGAAGGAAGUGCAGUUUUACUACAGAAAACAUUGUUCAUUACAAGCUCAUCAAACGAUAUCAGUAUUGCAGAUAUGCAACGCGCAUUGAAUGCUGCAACAGAAGCGUUGACUGCAACAAGCGACCUUGUUGUCAGCCUACAAACAGACAUCCAUGACAGCAUUGAAAUUUGUAGAGGCCGAAAAGGUCAUUAUGAAUCAGAACUGGACGCUAUUCUAUCAAAACUUUCUAACAUGUGGGCUGAAAUUGAAAGUCUUGAGGUCAUUAUAACAAUGCAUGAGGAUGAAGCGACAUCAUUAGCUUUAGAGUCAGCGGAACUUCACGAAAGGGUGCACGAUGUGAAGAAAGCUGCUGAAGAGAAGAGAAAAGAUGUUGAAACAACUGGUAUAAUUGGCGGAAUUGUCGGACUUGUACUGGCCCCUUUUACAGGUGGAAUAAGUUUAGCUCUGGCCGGUGCAGCUACAGGUAUUAGUGCUGCAGUUAAUUUGCCAUGCGCUGAUACAUAUGAGAAAACUGCUUCUAUGCUACACAGUGACGCCGAGAGAAAAACAGUAAAGGCUGAAGAACUCAAGACUCAGAAAUCAGAGCUGAUGAAACAAAAGUUUUCUCUUGAAUCUGAAAUGGGACCAGUUCAGUCCAGAACAGAAAAUCUAACAGAGGCAUCUAAUGUCCUUCAGCAAGUGACCAGCUUCCUGCUCCCAACAAUCCAUGCCAUUGAUGUACUUCUGCAUGCUUUCCAGGACAUGAAUGCAGCUAUUAAGGACGCAUCACUACAAAACAACUCGUUUGAAAUGAUAAGAUUUGCGUUUUCAAGCACACCUAAGCGCACUGAGGGCCGUUCAUCUUCGUACCUCGAUCGGCUUAUGGAAAAAUGGGAACAGUUGGAAGGAAUAUUGCUACAACAUGGAGCCCAGAAUUUUCUGUUGAAGAAAUAAGUAAUCUUUAUGGUCAUCAGUGGAUGGUGUUUGUUGAGUGCAUCGUCAAAAUUGAUGUCUUUUGGAUAUAAUCAAAAGAGCAUCUGCUAUUUUCUAUAUGCGCGUAACAAUUACUUUAGGUAGAGUUUAGAAAAGUUAAACCGGUUGCGUAAAAAGCCUGGUCGAUAGAAAGAAACAAAGUUAAAAAGAAUUCAAGACAAUAUGUCAAAUUUUCUGUCCAAAUCAUAGAGCAUAAUGUCUUUGACACCAUUUCUUCGUUUUAGGAAUAAGACCACAAAGACAUACUUCAAUACUUCUGAAAUAGAUACAGCCUAUUGCAGUGACUUUUGUUAUAUGUAGAGAACUGCCCCUCUAACUAUCUUUCCAAUGUAUACCGUUGGAAAAUUCAGGAACAAAUGCAGAAAUUAGCACUGCUAUAUCGUGUUUUCAGCUACUGUAAAAGCUUUUAUUUUCGCUGGGUCAACUCGUCGCGAGUUUGACAUUUUUAGUGUGUUAGCGAGGUUUAGUAUUCGCGAAAUUGUGAAAAUGGUUUCAUACUUGAAUUUGAAUUAUAGUCAUAGUGAAAAUUUACGAGGAUUAAUUUCCGCAAGAUGUAGAGCUUCGCAUAUAUAUAUAGCGAAAAUUAAACCCCUGCAAAAUUUCUGCUUUUACAGUACUUACACACAAAAAAGAAACGGUUCUAUCUAUUAUAAUUUUCUUUAUUUUAAAAAAGUCUCUAUUUUUUUGCCAGUUUUGCAAGACCGGAGUAUCAAAACACUAUUCCUUGAUAUGAUAAUGUGUUUCUAUGUCAAAAUGUUGAAAUAUUCUAUUGCUACUUAAUACAACGAAAAAAAAACCCACAAAAUCUUAGUAUAUUUAUUAUAUGAGCCGAGCCAUGAGAAAACCAACAUAGUGGCUUUGCGACAAGCAUGGAUCCAGACCAGCCUGCGCAUCCGCGCAGUCUGAUCAGGAUCCAUGCUGUUCGCUUUCAAAAGCCUUUUGCAAUAAGAGAAACCAUUGACGAACAGCAAGGAUCCUGACCAGAUGGCGUCUGCUAGAUAAACUAUAUACACAUCCAGUCAUUUCAUUUACACAAAGUUUAAGUAAGUCCUCGAACGAAGCGUAAUUGCAUUCUCUCCGUCAUUGUUUAAUUAAAUUUAGAAUCUAAAUUUUCGACCAUGAUUUCAAACUCUGAUAUACACAUUCCUCUUACCCAAAGUCGAAACAAAACAAAUUUAAAGUAAUUCUCAUGUUUCUAAAAAGAUCAUGUGAUGCUUUUUUCAUUUUAUUAUAAAAUGUACUUUACCUUAGUAAACACUUGAUUGUAAAUACUGAUGACAUUCAAAUAAAAACUAAACAACUGAA
Molecule: messenger RNA, 2567 nt
Organism: Mercenaria mercenaria
Lineage: Eukaryota; Metazoa; Mollusca; Bivalvia; Venerida; Veneridae
Exons: 6
Coding region: 144-1223 (359 amino acids)
Source: RefSeq, a predicted model, not a curated record